AUGAACCAGCCACCAAAGGGCUUUGUCGAGAGAUCCAAGUCCAAACCAAACUUGGCUGAUUUUGCAGCUUAUCAAAAAUUGUAUCGUCAAUCCAUUGAAAACCCCAGUGAAUUUUUCGGCGAACAAGCGAAACAAAACUUGGAUUGGUUCAAGCCAUUCGACUUGGCUAGAUUCCCCGUUUCUAGUGAAGACGAUUUCAAAAAUGGUGAUUUACCAGCUUGGUUUGUCAAUGGUGAAUUGAAUGCUUGUUAUAAUGCCGUUGAUAGAUGGGCUAUCAAGAACCCCAACAAGCCUGCCAUUAUUUACGAGGCUGAUGAAGUCAAUGAGGGGAGAAUUAUUACUUAUGGAGAGUUGUUGAAGGAGGUUAGUAAAUUGGCCCAAGCUUUGGUUAAGUUGGGAGUCAAGAAGGGCGACUCAGUGGCUGUUUAUUUACCAAUGAUUCCUGAAGCAAUUGCUACCUUGUUGGCCAUUACUCGUAUUGGCGCUGUUCACUCAGUUGUCUUUGCUGGAUUCUCAAGUGCUUCUUUGAGAGAUAGAAUCUUGGAUGCCGAUUCGAGAAUUGUUAUUACUGCUGAUGAAUCCAAAAGAGGUGGUAAGACUAUUGAAACAAAGAGAAUUGUUGAUGACGCAUUGAAGGAAUGUCCUGAUGUUCGCAAUGUUAUUGUUUUCAAGAGAACGGGAAACUCUCAUGUUCCAUUCACUAAGGGAAGAGAUUUGUGGUGGCAUGAGGAAUUGGCCAAAUACGGUUCAUAUUACCCACCAACACCAGUCAAUUCAGAAGAUCCUUUGUUUUUGUUGUACACUUCGGGAUCUACUGGUAAGCCAAAGGGAGUCCAGCACACCACUGCAGGUUACUUGUUGGGGGCAUUGCUCACAACCAAGUAUGUGUUUGACGUUCAUGAAGAUGACAUCUUGUUUACCGCUGGUGAUAUUGGUUGGAUUACUGGUCAUACUUAUUGUGUUUACGGUCCAUUGUUGAAUGGUGCCACAACUGUUGUGUUUGAAGGUACCCCAGCAUACCCCAACUUCUCAAGAUACUGGGAAAUCGUUGACAAGUACAAGGUCAACCAAUUUUAUGUUGCUCCUACUGCAUUGAGAUUGUUGAAACGUGCCGGAACCAAAUUUGUUCAGCCAUAUGACUUGAGUUCAUUAAGAGUAUUGGGUUCAGUCGGAGAACCUAUUGCCGCUGAAGUGUGGCACUGGUAUAAUGACAAUAUCGGAAGAGGUAAAGCCCACAUUUGUGACACUUAUUGGCAAACUGAGUCCGGUUCCCACUUGUUGGCUCCAUUGGCUGGUGUUACCCCAACCAAGCCCGGAUCUGCUUCCUUGCCAUUCUUUGGUAUUGUCCCCAAGAUCUUGGAUCCAACCACUGGAGAAGAAUUGGAGGGUAACGAUGUUGAAGGUGUUUUGGCUAUCAAAUCCGCAUGGCCAUCAAUCACUAGAGGUAUCUACAACGACUACAAUAGAUUUAUUGACACUUAUUUGGCCCCUUAUCCAAACCACUACUUCACUGGUGAUGGAGCUGCUCGUGACUUGGAUGGAUUCUACUGGAUUUUGGGUAGAGUAGAUGACGUUGUCAAUGUCAGUGGUCACAGAUUGUCCACUGCUGAAAUUGAAGCUGCAUUGAUUGAACACGAUUUGGUUGCCGAGAGUGCCGUUGUUGGAUACGCCGACGACUUGACUGGUCAAGCUGUUGCUGCGUAUGUUUCUUUGAAGAAGGACAAAUUGGACGACAAUGCAGAUAUGGAUGCUAUCAAGAAGGAGUUGGUUUUGACAGUUCGUAAAGAAAUUGGACCUUUUGCUGCACCAAAAUUGAUUUUGUUGGUUGAUGAUUUGCCAAAGACGAGAUCAGGAAAGAUUAUGAGACGUAUUUUGCGUAAAGUCUUGGCUGGUGAAGCUGACCAAUUGGGUGAUACUUCAACUUUGUCCAAUCCCCAAGUUGUGCAACAGAUUAUUAAGGUUGUUGCUGAUGCAGUCAAGAAGUGA
Lodderomyces theae is the source of this 1986-nucleotide messenger RNA. RefSeq names its product acetate--CoA ligase 1 (gene ACS1). Lineage: Eukaryota; Fungi; Ascomycota; Pichiomycetes; Serinales; Debaryomycetaceae. Bases 1 to 1986 code for a protein of 661 amino acids. Gene Ontology annotation, cellular component: cytosol. Gene Ontology annotation, molecular function: acetyl-CoA synthetase activity; AMP binding. The transcript has a single exon. The record is from RefSeq and is a predicted model, not a curated record.